GUCUUCUCCCGCACCGCGCACCUCCCCCUGCGAAGAACUGCUCCAUCCGCACGCGCAGCUCCAUAGGCGACCCGCACUCCUCUUUCGUCCUGGGUCUCCUCCAACGUCGCGAUCCUUUUUCGUCUAAGGCAAUUUCAAGACCGGGGAACCGCAGUUGAGUGAAUUGGUAUAUGAAUUGAGAAAAGCUCCGCAACCCAAGUAUGGAUAAGAAGAAGAAGCUGAAGCACACGGUGAACAAAGUAAAAGAGCAAUCGAGCAUGGAGAGGAAGAAUCAGAAUGACAAGAGUAAGAGCAUUCACGACAUCCUCCCUCUUGACCUGAUUCACAUAAUCCUUCUGCGGGUGUCGAUCAGACAUCUCGCUCGCCUCAACAAUGCAUGCCUCUCCAUGGAAAACGACACUAUGGCUGACUUGGCUUACUUAGAUGACAACAAUGCAUCACAAAAAGAGGUGUGUCCCCCUUUCCAAAAUAAAGCACGUUCUGGUUUUGUGGUCUUGGGAUCUUGCAGAGGCUUUAUUCUCUUGCAUCGAGACCCACAUUUCCUUGUGGUAUGGAACCCACUCACUGGAUCCAGCAAAAGAAUAUCCUACUCUCAUAUUGUUCAUCGUAGUAAGCCCCCUCUCUAUGGCAGGAUUGCCUACCGUUCGUAUCUGCAUGGAUUUGGUUAUGAUGCAUCACAGGAUGAUUACUUACUUCUUGUAGCUUGGAGCGAUUGCAAAGGACAUUAUCAUUUGGAUUGCUUUUCCCUGAGAACCAAUUCAUGGAUUAAUCUUGAUGCUGCUUUCCCCAAACUCUUGGGUUUUCGUUACUGGCAUUCUGGUGGGUUGUUCUUUAAUGGUGCUGUUCAUUGGGUGCCUUUCGAUCUUGAAGAUUACAGGGAUGCUAUUGUUAUCUUUGAUCUCAAGGAAAAGACUUUUUCAACUAUAUCUGCGCCGGAACAACUGUCAGGCUCCUCUCCAAGUGUUGCCCUACUCGGAGGCUGCCUAGCCUUGUCUUCUCCCAAUGAUGAUUGCCGUAACACUGACAUAUGGGUGAUGAAAGAAUAUAAAGUGCACUCAUCUUGGACUCUCUAUCAGAUUCCUUGCGAGGACUUCAAGCCUCUGUGCUUAUCUAGUAAUAGGGAUACUAUUGGAAGAGGUUAUACUUCCUGUGGUAAAACAGGGUACUUCAUAUAUAAUGUCAGAGGAGACCUGCUCAAGCAUUUUAAAGAUCUGUGUUGUCAGCUUCCCAGACGUGAACCCAUUAUUGUGUAUACAGAGAGUCUCUUGCCACUCCCUGGUGACAUUAAGGAUAAGGAUAACAAGAAGAAGAUGAAGAAGGAAAUCCAUAUGCCAUCAAGUUCACCAUGAAUAAUUUGAACAACCUGGUGUUGCUAAAGGUUAGCAUCAGACAAAGAAAGAGAAUUAGGAGCCAACAUACAAGUGAACAGCUUGACACAUGGGGAAGAAGAACAUUUGAAAAGUGCAAAUGAAGUUUAGUUGGUUAUGCAAAACUUUAGAUGUUUUAUUUCUUAGUUGGUUAUGUAAAACUUUAGAUGCUUUAUUUUGCAGAUUGCAUAAUGUACUUUUCUUUUAUCAUGUCAAAACCUUAUGAAUCCAAUCCUAGAAGUUUUAAUUGUA
Molecule: messenger RNA, 1619 nt
Organism: Arachis duranensis
Lineage: Eukaryota; Viridiplantae; Streptophyta; Magnoliopsida; Fabales; Fabaceae
Product: F-box/kelch-repeat protein At3g06240-like
Exons: 5
Coding region: 201-1349 (382 amino acids)
Molecular function (GO): protein binding
Source: RefSeq, a predicted model, not a curated record